CCUCGCUUGUGGACCCCGCUAACGCGAAGUGGGGUCACUAGUACUUGCGACAUAUUUAUGUUUUGGAGCGGAGCUACGAUCUCAUGUCACCUACGCAUAUCAUAUAGUCGGGUAAACACAGCAAGUCCACCAGGCGCUCUGGUACCAACCAUCAUCUCGUCUACUCAACCGGUCACACGGUGUUCCACAGAACAUGAGUAAUCCUGCUAUGCCAGAAGGGUCACCUCACAACGCUCCCGCUGCUCCAGGCCAGAGAAGGUCCAGGCCUUCAUCCAACCCUACGGGGCGCGCACACAGCACUGCACCCCUAGCAAAUACCAUCAACUCACACAUCACGCAGUUCCCUGCCCUGAAUGGGAUACGUCCAGUCCCUCCGGCUUCGAAUCCCGCGAGCCAACCACAAUCCAAUCUAUCUGAUAUAUCACCUAAUUCCAUGUCUUCAGACCUCGUUGAAUCUAUGUCAGCAUUGUCUGUGUCAGCAUCGGAGGACCUAGACCCAUUCGCGUUUCGUUCAGUCCCUCCGGCUUCGAAUCUCGCGAGCCAACCACAACCCAAUCUAUCUGAUCUGCCACCUAAUUUCAUGUCUUCAGACUUCAUUCAAUCUAUGUCAGCAUUAGAGGACUUAGACCCAUCCAUGUUUCGGACAGACUUUGAGGAAGACUUCCGCGAAUGGUUCGAUCCAACCAGUGUGGAUGCUAUUACUCCAGGCCGGAGAGGGCCUUCAUCCAACCAUACGGGGAGUGCACACGGCACUGCAACCCCGACUCCAAAUACCAUCAACUCUAGCAUCACACAGUCCCCUGCUCUGAACGGGAUACGUUCAGUCUCUCCGGCUUCGAAUCCCGCGAGCCAACCACAACCCAAUCUAUCUAAUUUCAUGUCUUCAGACUUCAUUCAAGCUAUGGCAGCAUUGGAGGACCUAGACCCAUCCAUGUUUCGGACAGAUUUUGAGCGAGACUUCCGUGAAUGGUUCGAUCCAACCGGUGUGGAUCUCAGCACCCAAACACGCUACAAUGAAGGGGUCGCAAACACGGCAGGAUGGGCAUCCCAUCAGCUCUCGGAGGUCGUGGUUCCAGAAGCCGAUAGCCCAUCAUCUAUCAUUCGAACAAGGGCCAGGUGA
Suillus subalutaceus is the source of this 1120-nucleotide messenger RNA. RefSeq lists its product as uncharacterized. NCBI's taxonomy places the organism in Eukaryota, Fungi, Basidiomycota, Agaricomycetes, Boletales, Suillaceae. The record is from RefSeq and is a predicted model, not a curated record. The transcript is spliced from 4 exons. The coding region runs from base 194 to 1120 and encodes 308 amino acids.